Molecule: messenger RNA, 1942 nt
Organism: Aphis gossypii (cotton aphid)
Lineage: Eukaryota; Metazoa; Arthropoda; Insecta; Hemiptera; Aphididae
Product: ectopic P granules protein 5 homolog
Exons: 11
Coding region: 164-1060 (298 amino acids)
Biological process (GO): autophagosome maturation
Cellular component (GO): cytoplasm
Source: RefSeq, a predicted model, not a curated record
UCAUGCCAUAAUAUAAUUAAUAUUAUACAUAAUAAUAUAAUAUAUAAUAUCAUGAUAUAAUUUAUAUUUUUCAUUUUAAAUAGUGUAACUCAAAACUUAUUAUAUGUGCAUAUGGUACUUGUAAUUAACAAUACUAUAAUUAAUAUAAACAUAUUAUAUUAACAUGUACUAUUUUAAUAGUAAUUUAAUGUUUUGGAAAACAUAUACAAUUACUAAUAGGUAUUAUGAAGCUUGUACCCUAUGGUUAACUGAUGUUCGAAUCCUUGAAUCUACCUUAUUCAUACCUUCAUUGGAUUCAAUGUAUGAACCCAAUGAUUUAACGCACAUUAUUAAUGGGUCUCAUGAGUGGUUAUCAGACCUAAUCAAUCAUAAAUUAAUUGAAGAAAAUAAACUUGAAUGUGUACAAAAUUGGUAUGAUUUAUUUGGUAAAAAUAUUCUAAAUAGCAGUCAAUCUAAUAGAAGAAUACCUCUAAAGAAGGAUCCUAUAACUAGAAUUAUUAACAGGUUGAAAUCUUAUGAUGAUCCUAUAAAAAGUCCAGAUUUUGUAUUACGACUGUCAGAUAUCCAAACAAUAUCUACUAAUAUGUUGUAUCAUAAAGAUCAUUUGCAAAAUAUUGUACAAUUAAAUAUUAAACAAAUUGUACAAUUUAUUAAUAGAGUUUACCGAAUGCAAACAGUUUGUCAUGAAAAUUUAGACAAUCGUUACAUUGAUGGUGUAAAAAUGGUUUAUGUCCAAGUAGAUUCUACUACCAGAGUUCAAGCAGUUUGUGAUUACAAAACAAAAAAAGGCAGUACAAGUAGUUGUGCUGGAGCUGCUGAAAUUACUUUUCAAAUUCGAGAAGCUAAGUUGAAUUCAGAUGUAGUUGAAAUUAAUUCUAAUAACAGAUCAGAAUUGGACACAUUAAUUAUUGAUAUUUUGGAAAAUUUGUUGCCACGUUCAUUAACAACGGCAUGUACUACAAUGAAUCUAAUUAUUCAGUUAAUAUUCAAUGAAUUCAAUGCAUUAAUAAAAAUUGGAGAUAUUGCACUAGUUGCUGAUAUUCAAUCAUCAGGUGUUUAGUUGUUUUAUACACUUAUGUCUGAAUAUGCAAUUCUAAAGACGUGUCCAUUCAUUGAAAAAUUUGUGUUAAAUAUGCUUCAAUCUAUUGGAAAUGUUUUUAUACUGAAUAAUGAAAAUGAAUGUUUACGUGUACAAAAUACAGCAUUGAACUACCCUGAACUAGCUGAUAUACUGAUUCCUUUAUUUUCACCAUCUAGUGCAUCUACAAAUACAUUUAUGCAAGCUUACAAAAUUAUUGUUGACCAUUGUAUAAUGCUCAAUAUGAGCCUAUUGCAUUAAGUUUACUCUCUAAAUUCAGUGUAUCUGUUUGUUUAUCAACCAAACAGCCUUUACUGCAAGAAAGGUCGAUAUUAAUGGAUUACUGCAUAGGAGCUUUAAUAUUAGUUAAACAACAAACACGAUCAGAUUAUACAUGGUCUUUACAUGAAAUUUUUAGUCAUCAUCUAUGUGAAAUAAUGAAUCAUGACUUUCCUGAACAUUAUGGUGAAAUAUUACUAAAACUUUUAGAUCAUUCUAAAGAAGGUCGCAUUUAUUGUCAAGUAUGGUUCAAUAUUCUCAAUACAAUUUUGGCUCAAGCUGUACCUACAACACAAACUAAUGCUGUGAGAACAAUUUUGUUGCCAGGAAUGUCAACAGAUCAACUAAGAGAUGUAGUUAGGCGUUAUGCAACUGAUCAACGAUCUCUAAGCUCACAAGAGCUUCAAGAAACUUAACAUCUUUUGACUACACAUUUUGCUAAUGAAAGACUGAAAUCUGCUACUGGAGAGCUAUAUUCAAAAUAUAAUUACAAAUAACACCUAUUAACUACUAUACCGAUUGAGCAAAAUGAUAAUCAAUCAUUAGAAUAAAAAAAUUAAAAAUAAAUCUAAAAAAUUUAAUUUA